Caretta caretta (loggerhead turtle) is the source of this 8025-nucleotide messenger RNA. RefSeq names its product serine palmitoyltransferase long chain base subunit 2 (gene SPTLC2). Gene Ontology annotation, biological process: ceramide biosynthetic process; sphingosine biosynthetic process. Lineage: Eukaryota; Metazoa; Chordata; Testudines; Cheloniidae. Gene Ontology annotation, cellular component: serine palmitoyltransferase complex. The record is from RefSeq and is a predicted model, not a curated record. Gene Ontology annotation, molecular function: serine C-palmitoyltransferase activity; pyridoxal phosphate binding.
CGAACACGUGUGAUUGGCAGUGAGGUCGGGCUGGGCUUCCGCGGCCCGGGGGGGUGGUGGGAGACCCCAAGCGGCCGGACGACGGCGGCAGGAUGGAGCGGCCGGAGCAGGGCCUUGGGGAACCGGACUCCCACUCCCGCGCCAACGGCUGCAGCCUGAUGGGACAUGGGGCGCUGCGGAACGGAUACGUGCGGGGCCUGCUCGAGGCCGAGACCCAGAUUCAUCACAUUGCCCACAAUGGAGGAUUAUAUAAAAGACCCUUUAAUGAAGUUUUUGAGGAAACACCAAUGCUGGUUGCUGUGCUGACGUAUGUGGGCUACGGUGUCCUCACCCUCUUUGGGUAUCUGCGAGACUUUCUGCGACACUGGAAGAUCGAGAAGUGUCACCAUGCCUCAGAGAGAGAGGAACAGAAGGACUUUGUCCCAUUGUAUCAGGACUUUGAAAACUUCUACACAAGGAACCUUUACAUGCGCAUUCGAGACAGCUGGAACAGACCAAUCUGCAGUGUACCUGGGGCCAAAGUGGACAUGAUGGAGAGACUUUCCCAGGACUACAAUUGGACAUUUGUGUACACAGGGAGAGUGAUAAAAGACGUUAUUAACAUGGGUUCCUACAACUAUCUUGGAUUUGCUCAGAACACUGGAAUUUGCAAAGAAGCAGCAGCUAAAGUACUGACACAGUAUGGAGCUGGGGUAUGCAGCACUAGGCAGGAAAUGGGAAAUCUGGACAAGCAUGAGGAGCUGGAAAAACUAGUGGCCAGGUUCCUGGGUGUGGAGGCUGCAAUGACUUAUGGGAUGGGGUUUUCAACCAACUCAAUGAACAUUCCUGCUUUAGUUGGCAAGGGCUGCCUGAUACUGAGCGAUGAGCUGAAUCAUGCAUCACUAGUGCUUGGAGCAAGACUGUCAGGAGCAACUAUUCGAAUCUUCAAGCACAACAACAUGCAGAGCCUGGAGAAACUGCUCAAAGAUGCCAUUGUGCAUGGGCAACCUCGCACCCGCAGGCCCUGGAAAAAAAUCCUCAUCCUAGUGGAAGGAAUUUACAGCAUGGAGGGUUCCAUAGUCCGCCUACCUGAAGUGAUUGCCCUCAAGAAGAAGUACAAGUCAUACCUGUACCUGGACGAGGCUCACAGUAUAGGUGCCCUGGGUCUCACUGGCCGGGGCGUGGUGGAGUAUUUUGGACUUAACCCUGAGGAUGUAGAUGUUAUGAUGGGAACGUUCACCAAGGCCUUUGGAGCUGCUGGAGGAUACAUCGGAGGCAAGAAGGAGCUGAUUGACUACCUCCGUACGCAUUCUCAUAGUGCAGUGUAUGCCACGUCACUGUCAGCACCUGUUAUGGAGCAAAUCCUCACCUCCAUGAAGUGCAUUAUGGGUGAAGAUGGCACAACUUUUGGCAAGGAAUGUGUGCAGCAGUUGGCAGAGAACACCAGGUAUUUCAGGAGGCGGCUGAAGGAGAUGGGUUUUAUUAUCUAUGGAAACGAAGAUUCUCCAGUUGUGCCUUUGAUGCUGUACAUGCCAGCAAAAAUUGGUGCAUUUGGGCGUGAGAUGCUGAAGCGAAAGAUAGGUGUCGUGGUUGUGGGUUUCCCUGCCACCCCAAUCAUCGAAUCCAGAGCCAGAUUCUGUGUGUCUGCAGCUCAUACCAAAGAGAUGCUUGAUACUGUUUUAAAGGAAUUAGAUGAAAUUGGGGACCUCUUGCAACUGAAGUAUUCUCGUCACCGGUUGGUGCCUCUCUUGGACCGGCCAUUUGAUGAGACUACGUAUGAAGAAACAGAAGACUGAACUCCCUCCACAUGCCUUGGGGCAUUCCCACGAGAGACUCUGUGGCGCAGAGGCCACGCAGUCCUUGAACCACACACUUCUGACUGCUUAGCAUAAAAAGGACAUUUUUUUCACAAUACUGAAGUAGCCACAUCAUCUCUAAAUGGCAAUUUGUAAAUAGUAAAACAGCUUGAUUCUUGUGUCUUCAGGGUAGGGCCCUAGAGAGAUGCUUGGCUCUAUUUUUUUUCUUGUUGCUUUUUUAAUUAUUUAUUUGUCACUGUGAAAUCACAGUGACCCUAGUUGGCACAGAUGCCCCACGUACACUACUAGUCUCAGGAGUGCCAGCUGAAAUGUUAUGUCUGCAGCACGGCACUGUUGUGGUAGCACUUCCAAUUUCACUACUAGGCGUCUAACUUUGCCAGGGAGUGAUGGGCUGGCCAGUUUGUUCAAUGGAGAUCUCCUAGAGAAACUGUUGAUAACUUGUUUAAUCUAUUUAACAAGAUGCAUAAUCAACCAAAGCUUUUUCCUUUUGCAUUUACUUACGUUUAAAACUUGAGUUGUCUUUUUUUAAAUAAUAAACAUGUUGCUGACAUGUCACUGACAGAAACAUUGUUCCAAAAUGUUGGCUAGUUCCACCAGCCACAAGCAAGAGACCUCUCUGGACUUCAGCCUUUUUCCCCUAAUCUGGCUACCAGAUUGAUUCCUGGUGUGAUGCCAAGUAUUGUCAUUAUGGGGGGUGGGGUGAUGGAGAGCUUUUCUGAGUAGGAAAGAUCUUGCCACUGUUAAUUUCCUCAUAGCUCUAACUCAUGGCAUAGUCAGACCUCCAUUUCCGAAAAUGAAUCUAUUGUGGCUCACUUCCUCAUGUACGAGCAACUUUGCUUUGCUCAAGCUUAAGAGCUGUCCAGGUCUGUUAAAAGAUGAUCAGAUGAUUGACAGGUUAUAAAAAAAAUAUAUACUCAGAAUUAUAACUAAAACCCCCAAAUCUUUCUCUUCUACUGGAGAAAGCUCCCAUUUGCUAUCAGAACCGGAAUUGCAUGGUAAGAAGGGUAUAAUGAGCAGCUACAUUUAUUUGGGGCAGUUCUGCAAAAGAAAUCUUAGUGCACAGCAAUGCAGUUAACUCCAAUGUAGCGUGUUCAGAUUUGGUUGUCUGAGACUCUCAGUAUAUUUUGUGAAAUUGGUUUUGCAAAGAUUAGUGUCUUAAACAAAGCACUGAAGAGACUGCAAAGCCAAGAUCUACAAUUUGGUGUGGGGGUCCCUCUUAAACUUGGUCUGGUCAUGAUGCUCUUUGCAGGUGGCAGUGACCUUUAGAAUGAGAUUCUCAAUUUUCAAAUGGAAGCACAGUGUGGAUCAAGUCCAUCUGUCUGGUGCAGCAAAGCAAAAGAUAACUUUUUAAGUGUGAUUGUAGUUUUGUAACUUUUAUUCUGUGCCACUGACAGAAGUGGCACUCUUUGAUCACAAAGCCAAGCAGAUCUGCAGAUACUACGUGGUGGAUUAAAGCAGUAUCACCUUCUGUUUUAUAGAAACCCCAUUUUAUAACCUAGGCUAUGUCUACACUAGCACUUUUGUCGGUCAGGGGUGUGGAAAGAACACAUGGCUCGUGAGGGGUGGUUUUAAUUAUACUCACAGGAGAGCUCUCUCCUGUAGGCAUAGAGCGGCUACACGGGAGACCUUAAAGCGGUGCAGCUGUGCUGCUGUCAAGUCUGUAGUGUAGACAUAGACUUAUGCAUCUUGCCCCAUGCUGUAUAACUAACCCUCAGAAGCAAAUUGUCUCAAGUCUAAAAACAAUCAUUUUUGUUGAUUUGAAGUGCAGUAGUACAAAAUCAGAAGUUUUAAAAAUGUAAGUUGAAAUUAUGAAUUGAAAUAGCCACAGAUAAGUCCUUCAGUAUAUCAAAUCCACUGGAGAUGUUUUGUUUGCUGGAAUUGAUCAUCUAUCCAUACAAUAUGUCCACACCUCACAUGUGGUCAUGAUACACCUAGAAUAGUUUCCUUUAUUUCUUCAGUCAUGGAAUAAACUGCAAAGUCCUGGAAUGAUCUGAGUUUAUUUUGCCCCUUUGACCCUCUUCACCUGCACUCUGCCCAUUAAGUUUUCUCAGCCAGGACUGCUUGUAACAUUCCAAACCAAUGAGUAGCUCAGAUAGCUGCUGCUUUUUAAAAGGUCCUAUCAUAAAAAUAGCUGCUGGUUUUUUUCCCCUCUGCUCAAUGUGUCAGGAACCUGGAUAAGAUCAUCCCAAGAAUUCCGGAUCAAAGCUCCAGGCCUGGUCAAGUGAUACCUUUAAGGACUGAUUUCUGGCUCUGGUAGCUUGUAUGAAAUAAAGGCUGUAGGUCAGUGGGGACCUGGGAUUUUUGCGGCUUCUCAGGGCUGUACAGUGCACUUGUAUCCAACCCCAUGUGAUCAAGCUACUGAACCUUUACAAUUGUGAGGUGCUGACUCCCAGAAAACCUAUUUUAGGUUCUAAAAAUGUAAGUCCUAAUUUCUUUCCCUCUUCCUGUGCAUUUGGUCUCUCGAUGCUAAGGCAGUCUGGCUUUGUAGACAGAGGGUAAUGAAAAAUACUAUUACAUUACUUUAUUAAACUCCUUAAAGUAUUUCUAACACAGGUUUGCUGUUUUUUAAAAAAAAAAGUCUCAAAAUAGUUAAUGUGCAGUUGGGUUCUAUGACAGUUGUUUGGGAUGACCUGUGGUGAUAAUGCCAUUACACCAUGGUACACCAGCAUAUUAAAUACUGUAUCCAUUCCUAAGACUUGGCUCAAUCACACUCUGUCCAGCUAACAUUGUGAAACCACUUGAUUAAAUUUCAGUCUUGGAUUGCCCUGGGGUCUGUGCUGCAUCCUGUAUGGGAAGUGGGAUUUUUUUUUUCUGGUUCAGGAGGCCCAUGUUACUUCAGGAGGAUGUGUUUGGCCAAAGUCUGAUAACUAGAUAAAUUGCUUCUAAAAACAUGUUAAGAGCUUGAGAUUUGACACAUUGUGUUCAGGUAGUCGUGUUUUAAAAGCUAGGGAAAUCUUUCAAGGUCCAUUGAAAAUUUCAUCCCCAGAAAUGAAAGAGCAGGUCCCUGCUGCAUCAGACUAUGCUUGCCUUCAUGUGGAAACGGGAUGGCAGUGUACCCGGAGGCGGGGGGACAGUUGCAAAGCUUUCACCAGAAGUAAAAUUCAUGCCCUUUUUGUCCUUGCCAAAGUAGUAAAUGAAAGACACUCUUAGAGUGAAAUGAGAAGGAGAGAGGCUGCUUAGGAUGCAGACCUCAGGCCCUGCCAACUUUUAUGAGCAGCUUUAAUUGAAAAUUCUGUUUUUUUCCCUGCUUUUAUAUAAAGAGAUGCAUAGCUCCAAGACAGAAUUAAGGCUGGCCUUGUGCAGAGGGUUUCUCUCUGUACUGUUCCUUCACUGAAUUUUGACCCUUGUCAUGCAACUGCAUCUCUGGAGAACGGAGUUAAGGAAAAGAGAAGAAAGCUUACUUCCUGAGCUGGAGAGGACUUUAAAACACACACUGCUAGUGCUGAUGUCUGUUUUAUUAAACCUAAAGGGAUUUCCAGUCUUACACUCAGCUUUAGUAAAGGGAGGCCACUGUGCGCUAGUGAAGGAUGUGGUCCUUGCAUCCUGCUGGGGACUGGCCUUCCCCUACUGGGAGAUUUUUCUAGAGUUAAGGAGGCACCUGAAGUUCUCAUGAUCUGUAGUCACCAUUCUAUUUCUUUUAGUUCCUGUGGGAGAGAGGGGGCGGCUUAUGUUUUUGGUAUCAAAAUAUCCAGGAUUUGGUUUGUAUCAUAGGAGACAAGCAUUUGUACAAAGUCUCAGCGUGCACGCUAUUUUUUUAACACGGUUUGAUUUCUCUAUCUCUGAUGUGCACAUGUCUUUUUACUUCUGAGGAGCAACUUGAGAGGUUUUUUUUCCCCACUCUGGGCCCCUGCUGUUACUGGUAAAGAACACUUUGCUCCAAUCCAGAGCUCCCGGCCGUGAGCUGGUCCAAUUCCUUGUGGGGGUAAAAGCACUUUCUGCACCCUCCCUUAUUGCCUGUUGCAGUCAGUUAUCAGGGAUAGGUAGAAUGUUUCAGCAAGGGAAUUGCAGCAUUUUCCUCUUACACACCUAGAGAACAGAAAUACCCCUCACCGUCUGUCAUAAUUGCACCUGCCUGCCGAAAGCAGGCACGGGAAGUGUUCCAGUGAAACUAAUGCAGCCCAGUGCCAUUCAUGCGAGGGAAAUCUGGCUUCCUGAUCCAACAGUGGACAGUGAACAAAGAAAAGAUUACCGUCGCUUUCUCCUCUCUGCUGUAUGGAAGGCUUUUCCACAUGCUUUAGAGCAGUGAUCCUGAAAGUAAGAGUGCAGCUCCCACUGGGUUGAAGGGUCUGAGCCUUGCCUGCUCCAGACCUCCUGAAGCUCCAUAUAAAUGGAAAUGCUCCCUCCCAUCUGCUGGCCACCUUUAACUCCCUUCCCCCUUUGGAAAAGUGUUUGGCUUGUUGGGUAAACGGGGCAAGAGGAGAGGUUUUUUUUGGCCUCCAGGUAUUUACAGUCUAGGACUCCUACUGUCUAUUAGUGAGGUUAGUUAACAGAUCGUUCAAGUGAAGCAAAGGAGAGGGUGGGAGAAGAGACAUGGGGAGUCUGAUCACACAUAAGAGGGUGUCCUGCAGAGUUCUAAACUGCUACCAUGGCCACCUUUCUCUCUCUGCAGACAGUACGGCCUGUGGAGACGUGUUGCAGAAUGUAGUGCUCCAUCUUAACCACUAUAGUUAUACUCAGCUUUUGAGAACGUUGAAUGCUGGAACCUACAGUCUCCAUCAGUUGCACCUGUGUAUUGAAGAGUGAGGCAGCUGCAGACUGUUCCAUUUUAACAUAAGUUCAGCCUCAGGGUACCGGUAAAUCGCUAACGUGACUGUCAGGUGUAACGUUGGCUGUCCCAGGACUAGAGCUGGAACUGAAGUGGACCACCAUCAGGUGAGAGAAGCAGUCAGGUGUAGUCCAUUUAACUUGAAACCAUUUUUUAAACUCGGUUUUAAUUGUGGUGACUUGUACUCCUGCGAAGGUUCCCAGUCUUGCAAGCUGUUUUCCUGUCCGAAGGUUUUGUGUGUGGGGCUUGCACGCAUGGGAAAUGUCUGCCUGGGGGAAGUACUUUGGGGUUUAUCUCAUGUUAACGUGCUUUGUACCGAGCUUGGAGCUCUACUGUUCCGUCUGUGUCCCAAAAAAGAGUUGGGUGGGGGAGGAGGGAUGACUGGACUGCACAGUGCGUACUAUUAAAAGGCCUUAAACUGAUUUUUUUAUAUGAAGAAUUAAUAAACUGACUCUAAAGAAUACAAUAGAUCUUAACCCGCAGAUAUUCUGGACUCGUAAUUAACCAAUAGAGAAUGUUGUGUCUUGGGGGUGGGAGGGGUGGGUUUUCUUUGUGUUCAGCCCUGCCUAUCAGCAAGGUUUGUUUAAUAAGCAGAAGAGGCAUCUGUACACAAGGGUCAAGUGCAGUCAUUACAGCUCUGCAUCAAUGCUACUGCUUGGCAAGGUUUGGUGAUCUGCCCCUGGGGCUGCUGGAAGAGAGGAAGGAUUAGGGGGAGGCUGGGAGAGAGAGGUUUUAGCAUGCAGGAAGUUGUGGCAUCUAGCAACUUAAUUAUUUCUUCGCCUGUAGACAAGCAUGUGUGUCAAUGGAGCAGCAGGAUUGGGCCAGGGGUUGAUGCAGAUAGAAAUAUCGCUGACCAAAUGAAGUGUGCUGUAAACCAUACAGACACUGUAUGUGCCCACUGUUUGCCAAAUCUCACCCUGUUCAGCCAGUGUUUCUGCAGUCCCCUAACAGGGUGUAUUAAGCCAAAGGCAUUUCCAGUUUUUCAAUGUCACUCCAGAAGGGGGCUAAUAAAGGUCUGCAAGAGAGCAAAAUAACUAGCAUGGAGCCUGAGGCUUUAGGCUAGCUGCCCCAAAGCUAAUGGUGGCCCAUAUUUCCAUAGCCCUAGGGUUGAAUCACCACCCAGUCAAAGCUUUUGAAGUCUUACAUUGCACAGUGUUCCUUUGCCUCUGCAUUGCUAUAAUGUACAUAUAUAUAUUGGAUCUUUUGUAGAUAUGAAACAUUUUAAAUGACCUUUUUAAUGGGCUUCCCCAGAAUAUUUUGUGCCAGAUAUUUACUUUUUUUUACACUGUUGAGGAUGAACAUGAAGCUGGGUACUGUGUGGGCAGGGAGGGAGAAGAGAAGCAGAUGGUCCAUUGACUAUAAAAAGGGUAACAAUGCAUGUUAAAAACACUGGAGAAAAACAACUGCUUGGAAAAAAAUUGUUCAUAUAUAAUCUGUUCUACAUAAUAAAGAAUUCGGAAAAGG